Messenger RNA from Saprolegnia parasitica CBS 223.65, 2318 nucleotides. RefSeq lists its product as hypothetical. The transcript is spliced from 3 exons. The coding region runs from base 15 to 2246 and encodes 743 amino acids. Lineage: Eukaryota; Oomycota; Saprolegniomycetes; Saprolegniales; Saprolegniaceae. The record is from RefSeq and is a predicted model, not a curated record. Gene Ontology annotation, molecular function: protein binding.
GGGUCGCCGCCAGCAUGGGACGCCGGGCGCGACGCAAGGCGAUGGCCUCGUCGAGCGAGAGCGACCGCGACGAUGCCAUGGAGAAGGGCCAUGGAAGCGAGAAGCACGCAGGAGCCAUGGAAGACCACGCUGAGCGGAUGCACGACCACGACUACCGGCGCGAGCUGCACGCGGCCGCGGUCGCCGUGCACGAGGACGCGGUUGCGCAGAGCCGCCAUGCGCGCCACGCGGAGCGUCGAAAGGUUCGCCAUGAGAAGGCCAUGGAGCGCGAGCUGGCCCAUCUCGACGAAGAAAAGGAGAGCUACGAAGCCAAGAUGCUCAAGAUCUACAUACAGCACUCGGCGCGCCGCGGGAAGCUCGAUGCCAAGCGCGAGCACAAGGAAGCCAAGUACCGCGACAAGAUGACAAAACUAGGCGAGCGCAUGGCCGAGCUCGGUGUCGAGAUGGACAAGCACGGCUCGGGCGACGGCGCGUCGUCGGCUGCGAUGAUGAAGAUUGGCGAAGAGAUGGCGCGUCUCGGGGCCAAGAUGGAGCGGGCACGCGGUGCGCCGUCAUCCAGCUGGAAGAAAGAAAAGAAGGACCGGGCGUACCAGCAGAGCCAAGGCAGCCUCGAGAUGUCUGGCGACACGAUCAACGUCAAGACGUCCAAGGAACCGAGCGCAUCCUUCUCGUCAUCCUCGUCCUCAUCUUCAGACGGCGACGACCUCAAGAAGCCCGCGCCUCGCAAGCCGACUAAAAAGUCGGUCAAGGGUCUCCACGUCAAGUGGGAACAAGACGGCAAGUCGAUCGACGUCCGCGUCCAUGGCAGUGGCGACGACGACGACGACGAUGAGGACCGUCAUGGCGUCCGGCGGGACGACAAGGUAUGGCAAGCCGUCAUGGCCAACAACGUCGAGGGUCUUCGCGCGCUCUUCCGGAAGCGCCGGGCGCACAUUCUCUUCUCGCUCGAGUACCGCGACGAGCAGAAGCGGACGCCGCUCAUGAUGGCGUGCACGUAUGGUUUCGCCGACUGCAUGCGGCUUCUCGUGGAGCACGGAGCCAACUUGCAUGCGGUGGACAAGAAGGGCAACACGCCACUGCACUACGCGUGCAUCAACGGGCAGUUUGCGAUCGUCGCGUACCUUGUCCAGCACACACUGGUCUCGCCGUUUGACGCCAACAAGAGCGACGCGACGCCGCUCGCGCUGACGCGCCACGUGCUCGAGAGCAAGCCCGCGAAUUGGCUCGACCUCGCCAAGUGCAUCGAGCUCCUCGAGCAGCGUAUCAAGGUCUUUGAAGGCUGGCUCUACGAGAGCACGCCAAACUUUGUCGCCGACGUCCUCAACAUUGCGUCGAUGCAGAGCUGGAAGGCGCGGUAUGCACUCGUCUUGCGCAAUGGCUCGCGGGACGAGCUCGAAUUGCAUCUGUUUGAUGUGCGCCAGGGCCUGCGCCCGCCGAUUCCGACGUCGAUCCGGCACGUGCCCAUUACGAACGGCAUCCAGUUCAACAAGUCGGAGCGCUGGUGGAACAAGAAGCCCCACACGUUCCUCGUCAACGGACUCUACGAGUUUGCGGCCUUGGACACACCCGGUUUUGACGCGUGGUUUCGUUUCUUCGAGACGGACGCGACAUCCAUGGUCGAAGAUCGCACCGUCAUUACCGAAGAGCCGUCCCACAAGAUUUUGGUCGAGGACGACGACGACGAUAUGUCGUCGCCGGACCACUCACCGACGCACCACCCCGCACCGUCAGCCCCCGACGCCAUGGACGUGCCCCCUCUCGACGAGAUCGGUGCAUGGGGCGCAUCGCCACCGUCCAAAACGAACAAGAUGGCCAAGCAAGCUUCGUCCAAGCCACCGGCACCACCGGUACCACCUGCACCACCGGUACCCCCACUACCGCCACGAACGACGCCGUACUCGCCAAUGCCGCCAACCCCCAAGAAAGACAAACAAGUCGUUGACCUCACCGCGGCAAGUGGCGACGCGGCCCCGGCAGCAUCGGCCCCCGACUUUGAUGACGACGAGGCGACGCUCCGCCGCAAGUCGUCGCUUCUUGACGACGGCGCAAUGAGCGAUGGCGCCAAGCGCCGAAAGGGCAAGGACGAGUGUGUCGUGUGCUACGACCGGCCGAAAGCCACCGUGUGCGUACCGUGUGGGCACGUCGCGGUCUGUGUCCAGUGCGCCGAGACGCUGCGGCGGUCGACGGGGCGGUGCCCCAUUUGCCGGGGCGAAGUGCGCGAAGUUGUCAAGCUCUUUCAUGUAUAAACACACACUACUCGACUAGAUUCGUACACAAUGGUCCGUGUGUGAUGUGAUACUAACCUGUUUAUUGUCAAC